AGUACCGCGCCAAGAACCGAAGUCAACACACGAGCAGUCAAACAGUAACUAACUAGUCCAUACCCCACCGUGAUUCAAACUAAACCUGAACUAAACUAAACGCAAACUAAAAAAAAAAACUCUUAUCUCUGCAAGACACUUUUUACUGCAACUUUAUAAAAAAAAAAAUAGAAAAUAUUGUCUAUAGCCAGUUGACUAUAGAGCCUCAAUUUAUCGAGUGAGCUGUCAAAAAAUAGAACAAGCGCGUAUAAAGCGUUCUACUAUGCAUGUCUUUUGGCGCGUCGAGAUGUGGUGCAGGCGGCAAGCAGCGGCGGCCAUUUUGCCUCUAUUACUCGCUGGUUGGCUGACAGGCGAAUCCUCCGAAGCCUUGACAACGUUUGGGAAGAGUAACACAGAUGCCCCGAAAAAUGUUCAACCUACCGCCCCUCCAGCUCGCGCCUGCAACCGACAAGCGGAGUGCCUCGGCGUGAACAGCGCGUCGUGCGUGCGCACGCACUACGACCCCGUCACCAGGUGCCUGUGCGGCGACAACUCGCCGCCGCUGAACGGGCGCUGCGAACCCGUCACCAAGUCCCUCUACCACGCGUGCGCCAACAGCGACGAGUGCAACGACGGACUCGUCUGUCUCACGCCCAACAUCACCGGCAAUACGCCCGCGCAUCUCAGAGUCCACUCGCCUCAGGACAAGAUAUGCCUUUGUGACACCGAGAACGGGUAUCGAGAGAAGGAGCACGCUUGCAAUGAUGCUGAAAUCAUCAAAAUCUCGCUUCUCGCCGUGGCCUUGGUGACCUGGUUAAGGAAAAUUCUCGUCCACUAAGAACACACACAAAAACUAAAGCACUUUUCAGUUUUUUAAUAGUAACUAAAUGUUUUAGUCGGAAAUAUCUAUGCACUUAAUUAAUUAGGUGUCUACUUCAAAAAUUGAAGAAUAACUAAAAUAUUUGGUCAAAGGAAUAAAGAUAGUUAAACUAAAAUGAACAAAAAAACUAAAAAUCACACGUAUUUUAAGUUAAUUUUCUUUUUAGUUAAACCCUUUUAAGUACAAAGAUAUUUCCAAAUGGAUAUGAAAAAAAAAAGUAUUUUUAAGUACUAUUCCUAAUAUUAUAUUUAAUGUAAUAGUUUAUUACCUAUAGAGUUUAUAGAUAUAUUCUAAUAAAUGUUAGUCACUUUUAAACAAAUUAGUAAUUAGUGUUUUUGCUAACUAAUAAUAAUGUCACUAAAAUUUAGAAUUUAUUGAAUAACUUAUUUGAAUUAUCACUCAUAACUUAUAAUAACACUAUAUUACAUUUACACAAACCAAGUCAGUGAACGACAACGCAUAAAAACCGCGUUUCAGACAUUUAUUGGCAUUCGAAAAUAGAAGCUACAAAUUCAUAUCUGAUAAAUUCGUUACUUGAACCACUUGAACCAAUUAAAUUAGUAAAGUGUUUAGUACCAUUUAUUAUUCAGUAUUUUAGUACCAAGUAAAUCGCAACAUAGGCUCAUGAUUGCUUCAUUAUGUGUCAACACUGCGAACUGUGAUUGGCUACUCAAAGUGACAGUUAUCACGAGCCAAUCGAAAUAAAGACGCGUGCAGUAGAGUAGAGUAUUCACCAACAAGCAUGGUAGCGAUUUCGUAAUGUGACAGAACACACGUAAUAUUUCUAUGCCUUUGUCGUUCACUGAAUGUCUGUCAAAGCCGAGUUUCUAAAAAUCCUAUUUAAAAAUUACUCAAUUAAUUCGAAUCACUAAUAAUUCGUCUAAAACUGCAACAAUCCGCUUUGUAUCUACUUUUGUUUUGUCUGUCUGUCUUUGAAUUUGUUUUGUUGCCUACUGAUACGCUAUUACAUGCCAUGUGUACUGGUAUCUCGUAUGAAUAAAGAAAGAAAUCCAAAAUGGCGGCAUUAAUCAUUAUUCUCACUUACACGUAUAGCAUAUGAGUGAGAAGGAUGAUGUAUCGUCACCAUUUACAGUUGAAUUCUCCAUUGGUAUGAGCUUUAUAGGUACCUACGUAUAGUAAUGUUAUGAUGUUCGUUUUUUCGUUAAAAUUAAGACUGUCUCUAAAAUUCGCCUCUUGUUCACCUCAAAGACUUUUAGUAGCCGAUAUUUUAUAAUUCAAUAUUUGUAUUACAUUUCAAGCACUAGAAUUUUAUCCACUAAAACAAAUGUGUACAUAUUUCAUAUUUUAUCAAUUCUCAAAUAAAUUUAAAUAUUAGAAUAGGUCCCUAUUUAAGGGUGUAGUUAACCCUGUAGUAAAAAUUAUUCUCAAAGGGCUUUUAUGUUAGUUUAUUUUUUAUCCCCUUCAGAAACUUAUCCCCUCAAAUAAUAAUUGAUAGAAUCAACAGCAGGGUUAGCUACGCACUAGUUAGAUUGCAUUUUAUAUACGUACUUAACUAAAAAGGAUGUAAAAUGUAAAUAGUUUUAAAUGCACACUAUAUUAAUAAAAAAUGUGAAGUUUUUUAGAUUUAAAAUAACAGUUUGGCAUUGAAGAUAGUAUAGAAGCUAAGUUUAGAAAAGCGGUCGAUUUUCCUAAAUGUUUACUUACUAAUCGCACGAUAAGUAUUUUAUUUAUUUAUUAAAUAUUUUUCUUACUUAUUCCUUACUUAUUAUUAUUUAUUAUAAAAUUAUUCUUUUGUUUGAAAUAACUAAACAAUAAGUUCAUUAUUUAAUUUUUUAAAUAUAGGUACGUUUCCAUAAUUACUUUAAAUUGGCAUAACUAUAGCUGGUACUAAACAAAUUGAUAUCAUAAAACCGAUCGAUGUAAUUAGGAAAGAUGUUAUUAGAUGUGUGCCUUAGAUUAUAUUAUAGACGUGUUUUAUUUGGUGUUUUAAUAAAUAGUUAUUAUAUCACUGCA
Molecule: messenger RNA, 2833 nt
Organism: Maniola jurtina (meadow brown)
Lineage: Eukaryota; Metazoa; Arthropoda; Insecta; Lepidoptera; Nymphalidae
Gene: sosie
Exons: 5
Coding region: 263-817 (184 amino acids)
Source: RefSeq, a predicted model, not a curated record